Messenger RNA from Brachypodium distachyon (stiff brome), 2572 nucleotides. RefSeq names its product histone-lysine N-methyltransferase, H3 lysine-9 specific SUVH4. Gene Ontology annotation, molecular function: zinc ion binding; protein binding; histone methyltransferase activity. The record is from RefSeq and is a predicted model, not a curated record. Gene Ontology annotation, cellular component: nucleus. The transcript has 17 exons. Bases 1 to 2322 code for a protein of 773 amino acids. Lineage: Eukaryota; Viridiplantae; Streptophyta; Magnoliopsida; Poales; Poaceae.
AUGCACUGGCGCGCGGAUUUGACUACCCCAUCGUGCGGCUGCGCCGAAGGCCCGCGGGGCAGCAGUGUAAACUCGCCCUUGGAAUGGCAAAGCGGCCGGGGCCUCGUGCUAUUUAGCUCUCUCCUCUGUUUCCCCCACGCCCUUCUUCUAUUGCGGCUCUCCUCCCUUUCGCCUUCCUGUUCCUUCUGCCUGCUGACGGCUCGGUUUCUCCUCCUCUUCGGCACCAGCGACGGUCUUGUCGAGCUCCCGUCGAUGGAGGCGACGGAUUCGGUUGCUGUGAUGGAGGUGGCGCCGGUGCCGGACCCGCUAUUCACCGGCGCCACUCCCGCAACGCCGCCCCCGGAGGCGGCGGAGCUUGUGCUGCGGCGCAGCGCUCGGUGCCUCAACAGGCCACGCCCCGCCACCUACGCGGAGCGAGAGGAGCCCAAGGAGUCCACCGCCCGCCGGGCCCGCCCUAAGAAGAAGAGGGACGAGGAGAACCACGACCCGGUGGCGCAGGUUCCUGUGAAGCCGGCUAGGAAGAGUGCCAAGGUCGAGGCCACGGAAAGGAAGCCGGUGCCUGUCACGGAACCGAUUUCUUGUCCUGAUUUCGCCGGAGCUGCUGAGGAGGACGAUGCGACAGGCAAUGGAAAGAGUGCCAAGCUGCGGGUGAAAGAAACCUUGCGGGCAUUCAACAGCCACUAUCUCCACCUUGUCCAGGAAGAGCAGAACAGAGCACAGGCGGUGAUACAGGAGAUUGCGGCCAAGGAAAAUGCCAAAAAGAAGGGUGGCAAGAAAGACAGUGAGGACGAGAAGAAAGAGAAACGCCCUUCGAAGCGGCCUGACUUGAAAGCAAUUACAAAGAUGCAAGAAAGCAAUUCCGUGCUUUAUCCGGAGAAAAGGAUAGGACAUCUACCAGGGAUUGACGUUGGGGAUCAAUUUUAUUCUCGUGCGGAGAUGGUCGUGUUGGGCAUUCAUAGCCAUUGGCUGAAUGGAAUUGACUACAUGGGAAUGAAAUACCGAGAAAAGAAGGAGUAUGAGAACUUAACUUUCCCAUUGGCAACUUGCAUUGUCAUGUCGGGGAUAUAUGAAGAUGAUCUGGAUAAGGCUGAUGAAAUUAUUUAUACCGGCCAAGGAGGAAAUGAUUUACUUGGUAACCAUCGCCAAAUUGGUUCUCAACUAUUGCAACGUGGGAAUUUGGCAUUGAAGAAUAGCAAGGAUAAUGGUAAUCCCGUACGAGUUAUUCGAGGUCAUACAGCAAAGAAUAGCUACACAGGCAAAGUCUACACCUAUGAUGGCCUGUACAAGGUUGUAGAUGACUGGGUGCAGAAUGGAGUGCAGGGACAUGUCGUUUUCAAAUAUAAAUUGAAGAGAAUUGAGGGACAACCGUCAUUGACAACCUCUGAGGUGCGGUUUACUCGUGCAGAAGCCCCCAGAACAAUUUCUGAAUUACCUGGGUUGGUUUGUGAUGACAUCUCGGGCGGGCAGGAGAACAUUCCGAUUCCUGCUACUAAUUUGGUUGACGAUCCACCUGUUGCUCCACCUGAUUUCGUGUACAUCAAAUCUCUAAAAAUUUCGAAGGGCAUCAAGAUUCCUUCAAGUUGUGCUGGCUGCAAUUGUGAAGGAGAUUGCGCUAGCAACUCAAAUUGUGCAUGUGCUCAACGCAAUGGUUCUGAUCUACCUUAUGUAUCAUUCAAAAAUGUUGGCAGGUUGGUGGAGCCCAAAGCAAUUGUAUUUGAAUGCGGGGCUAACUGCAGCUGUAACCGCAAUUGCGUAAACAGGACAUCUCAGCAAGGUUUGCAGCAUCGCCUUGAGGUGUUUAAGACGGCUUCAAAAGGAUGGGGUGUUCGGACUUGGGACACAAUCCUUCCCGGAGCCCCUAUCUGCGAGUACGUUGGUGUGUUGAGGAGGACUGAAGAAGUAUCUGGCUUGCUGCAGAACAACUACAUAUUUGACAUCGAUUGUCUUCAGACUAUGAAGGGUCUGGAUGGACGAGAGAAAAGAGCUGGGUCCGAGAUGCAUCUGCCAUCUCUUCACACUGAGAAUGACUCCGAGGCACCGCCUGCACCGGAGUACUGCAUAGAUGCUGGCUCCAUUGGAAAUUUUGCAAGGUUCAUAAACCACAGUUGUAACCCCAACCUGUUUGUCCAGUGCGUCUUGAGCUCACACAAUGAGGUUAAGUUGGCCAAAGUGAUGCUAUUUGCCGCGGACACGAUACUCCCUCUUCAGGAGCUUUCGUAUGAUUAUGGGUAUGUAUUGGAUAGUGUGGUUGGAGAGGAUGGCAACACUAUCCAAUUACCUUGCUGCUGUGGUGCUCCCGAUUGCCGGAAACGUCUUUACUAGUUUGCAGCUGUGCUCUAGUAUAGGAGUAUGGAUGCAGCCAUGGUAGCUGUGUAUAUGACAAGCUGGACAUGUUAUGAUUGUUAGCAAAAGAAGAGCAUUUUGUUCUGCGUAGUGUAGAUGGCAAGCUGGUUAUGCUAUCAUAUUAGCUCAAGUGCUCUUGUUUUCUUUGGAUGACAUGCCGGACAUGAUAUUUUGUGAACAAUGAGUCCAUAUAAGCAAUGGAACAUUUGAUCAAUCAUUGGAAGUUUUA